AUGACGGCGCGCUUGAAGGAAGCGCAAGCCACGUCCUGCAUGUACGGCGAGCGCGGCUCGGAGGAGAGCCUGGGCGCUAAUCCCACCUGUUCAAUCGACGUCACCGACACACCCCCGAGCUCACCAACACUACAGCCGACAGCAAGCCCUCAGUAUCUAUUUGGCGAUAUACACGAAGAUUCCGAGUACGAUCAAUUAAGCGACGUGUGUGAGCUCGAAGAGAGUCGCCUGCUAUUCAUCCGCCAUCCCGGAGCUGUCCGAAGACGCGCAAUGGCUGCCGACUUCAGCGAAGGGCGCCUAGAGACGUUCGUAGGCAACCCACUGAAAGAGCUGGCGGGCACGCAAAACCAAUAUGUUUCAUACCAAGUCAUUACAAAGUCUUUCCAAAAACCCGAAUUCUCCGUCCGCCGCCGCUUCACCGACUUCGUCUUCCUCUGGAAACAGCUCUCCAAGGAAUACCCGCAAUGCGCCGUCCCGCCGCUACCCGACAAGCACAAGAUGGAGUAUGUGCGUGGGGACCGCUUCGGCCCGGACUUCACUGAGAGACGAGCCCACUCAUUGCAUCGCUUUCUCAAGCGGAUAGCACUGCACCCGGUACUUCGGAGAGCGGUAUUAUUCAUCAACUUUUUGGAGAGCGCCGACUGGAAUCAGCACAUGAAGGGUCGAUCAUCACGAGCCGCAAGCGGGUCAGAACAGGGAGGCGGUGGCUUCGUGGACAGUAUUGCGGAUACGUUCGUCAACACUUUCACCAAGAUACACAAGCCAGACCAGCGCUUCAUCGAAGUCAGUGAGCGAGCCAACAAGCUGAGCGAGGACCUGAACAACGUCGAGAAGGUUACUGUCAAGGUCGCUAGGCGGCAGGGUGACCUAGAAACUGAUUAUGCUGAUCUGGCGACUCAGUGUCAGAAACUGACAACCAUGGAACCUGCUGUAGAAGGCAACCUCACAUCUUUCGCUGCUUCUGUCAAUACCACCUCACAGGGUUUCAAAUCUAUUCGUGAUCACACGGACCAGAAUUAUUUGACCAGUCUUCGAGACAUGGACGCCUAUAUCCAGGCCGUCAAGACUCUUCUGCGAACACGAGAGGCCAAACAGCUCGACUUUGAGCAACUGAGCGAAUAUCUAGCCAAAUCUGCUGCUGACCGCGAUUCGCUGGCCAGCGCAACAGGUUCCGGAAUGGGCGCCUCCGGAUUUCUUCGCUCCAAAGUGGAGGAUUUCCGGGGUAUCGACCACGAUCAAGCGCGUCGGCAACGCGUCCGUAAAUUGGAGGUGGAGAUUGAACGUCUCACGGGCGAAGUGGAGAUGUCAAAGAAGGCCAGUGAGGCAUUCGACGAGCACACGGUCAAGGAAGUUGCCGACUUUGAGCGCAUCAAAGCCAUUGAAUUCAAGGAUACCCUCGGUGAUCUAGCCGACGCACAUGUGGAAUUCUUCCAGGGGACGAUUGAGACAUGGGAGAAGUUCUUGGAGGAUAUGCGGAAAGAAGAGGACCAGCGAAAAGCGGCUGCAGCAUCGUAG
Pyrenophora tritici-repentis Pt-1C-BFP is the source of this 1515-nucleotide messenger RNA. Lineage: Eukaryota; Fungi; Ascomycota; Dothideomycetes; Pleosporales; Pleosporaceae. The record is from RefSeq and is a predicted model, not a curated record.